AAAAUUUAGAAAACGCAGCAAAACAGAAUAAAGAUAACAGCUACGAAUAAUCGUGCAAUGAGAAACCGUCACAAUACUCCACAAGAAAACUACGAAAGUCAAACGAAAACAAAUACGAUAGUUUUGCAAAAACUAAGGAUUGCGGGACUGUAAAAAAUUGUGCUUAUUUUGUUAAAAGUACUCCAAAAAUAGUUUUUGUGUUGCAAAUAAGAACAUACCUUAUUCUGACCUCCAACCGGACUAGGCUGAGGACUGGUUAAUUCACAAAUGUCACAAAGUGUUGCUCCAAUACCACGUCGAAGUGGGGCCGCAGAAACUCCAAGAUUCGGCGAUGCUACAGAAUGGGAAGCGCGCGAGGCUCAAAGGCAACGCGAGCUGGACGAAGCAAGGGCCCGAGCUGCCCAAAUGGAAAAGACUAUGAAAUGGUGGUCAGAUUGCACAGCCAAUUGGCGCGAAAAAUGGAGUAAGGUACGCACCGAACGUAAUAAAGCUCGAGAAGAAGCCAAACAGUUGCGCGCCAACCUUGAUAUGUCUAUGAAGGAAGCGAAUUCAUACAAGCGAGAGAAAAAUGAUCUCGAGAUGCAGAUCUCCCAACUUAAAAAGGAAAUGGAAAAGGUUCAUACACUUAUGAUGAAGCACGCCGAUCAAUUUCAUAAAGCAGGUAUGUGCGAUGUUUCUGAAGAUGCUGAGGCGAAUGGACGUGAUGCUAACUGCUCGCCAGAUAUUUCGUCUGAUGGUUUAAAAAAUGUAAACAGCGAAGAUGGAUUGGUUACCAAGGCCAUUUGCAAUGAUAUGAAAGAUUUGGAUAUUGAGGAAUAUGUGCUGAAAGGCGCCGUACCGAAAAGUGUUCCUGACAUGGGUAACGAUUUAGAUGAUGUAUUGGCCGAAGAAAAACGUCUGAUUCAGCAGCUAUCUAAAGACGAUUUCGAUGAAGAUUAUUUACUGCAAAAAAUCUCGAUGCUUCAAUUACGUUUAGAUGAAGCGCAGAAAACGGUGCAAGCAGAAAGAGAAGAAAAAAAUAUUUUACAUAAGACAAUCGAAAAGUUAACAUUAGAACUACAGGAAGUACGUGAACGUCAAGAAGAGAUGCGUCUUGCUAAGCAGGAAGCUGUACGUGAAUUACUCACAUUACAGGAACAACACCGUGCCGAAAUGCGUAUAAUAAAUAAUUCGUUGCAAGAAGAAACUGCGUCCCGCGAAAAUCUUGAAAGACGCUUGGCUGAGCUCCGUACAGAGUUGGAACGGCUACAAGCCGAAAAUGCUUCUGAAUGGGGUAAACGCGAACGGCUCGAAACCGAAAAACUUGCAUUGGAACGCGACAACAAAAAAUUACGCGCUGAAGUUCGCGACUACCAAGAGCGUUCCGAUCGCAAGGGGCGUCCAAUGCAGGCAAAUGAUGUUGAAGUGCGUGCGCUUCAACAAGAGCUAUCGGAACGAAAUAAAGAAAUAGGUGAAAUAAAACUAUCACAUUCCAAAUUAAAAAAGCUUUUAGCUGAAACUAAUACAGAACUGGGACAUGCUGUGCGGCGGGCAGAGCAAUAUGAAGCUGAGGUAAAGCGCCUCCGUCAACGUGUCGAAGAAUUGAAACGUGAAUUAGCCGGCGCUGAGGACGAAUUAGACUCGGCUGUGAAUCAAGUACGUCGCUUACAACGCACCAACGACGAAUUGGUUGGUCAAACUGAAGGGCUGCAAGUGCAAAUACAACAUUUACAAACAAGGCGUGCACCUAGUCCUCCGAUGCGCACUGUCGGCGGUGUGCAAUUGCGCAACAAGAUCGCUGUAGAAAUUCCCAGCGAAUGCUUGCCCAACAUAAAUGAUUUACGUCAGAUUUUCGAUGAUCAACCAGCUGGUAGUCGUCAUAGUCAUAAUGCGGGUAGUAGUUUGCCAAAUGGAGGAGGUGGCGGCGUCGAAGCGGGCAUUCCGAAACGUUCAAGUCACACUGAACGUACUUUGAUGCAACAAACAAGCACUUUUUUCGAUGCUAAACCAUCACACUUGGAAGAGAAUAUAUUUGAAUCCAAGUCGCGAAAUCUCGAAUUUGAGCGUGCCAAACAAAAAUUUGAUAAUCCAUCGCAUCUACAGCACCAACAUCAUCACCACCAGCGCGAGCAACGUGAACGAUCAUCGGGUAGAUUUGCUGGGGCUCCAACUGGCCAACAACAACAACAACUACUACAACAGCAGCCGAUUGGCGGUAAUCGCUCCAAUCUGGCAUUGCCGCUAAAAACCACCAACAGCUCUGGCAUGAGCUUGGGCGGUGGUGGAGGUGGAGGUGGUAAUGGCAGUGCGAGUUUGAAUUCGAAUUCCAAUGCGACUUCGAAUUCAAAUCCUAAUAUAACUAAAGAUGAGAUAAAUCGCCAAUUAUUUAAUGAUGAUCAUUCGCAUUCUUCGACGUCUGGUGGUGGCAGUGUUGGUGUAGCAGGUGUAGUUGGCAUUUGUGGCACUGCUAGUGCCACUAACACUGGCCAAUAUACUAGAAAAGAUGCUUGUGGUGGUACUGGAGGUAGUGUUGGUGGUAGUUAUGCAAGAAACAGUAUUAAUUUAGAUGGACUCAAGGUGUCCGACGACGAGACACCGUAAUUACGGUUCAACGAGUUUAUUGCUGGACGAUGAAACUGAAGGCAACAGUGACGAGGGCAUUUAAAUCGUCAAUAAUUUGAUCUGAUCUUAAAUACUUAUUUUACAAUACGUAUAUUAUACAAAUACAUACAUAUAUGUAUUUUUUAGGUAAUAAG
Messenger RNA from Rhagoletis zephyria (snowberry fruit fly), 2735 nucleotides. RefSeq names its product coiled-coil domain-containing protein 102A. Lineage: Eukaryota; Metazoa; Arthropoda; Insecta; Diptera; Tephritidae. The record is from RefSeq and is a predicted model, not a curated record.